Molecule: messenger RNA, 10961 nt
Organism: Gigantopelta aegis
Lineage: Eukaryota; Metazoa; Mollusca; Gastropoda; Neomphalida; Peltospiridae
Product: guanine nucleotide-binding protein G(o) subunit alpha
Exons: 8
Coding region: 513-1577 (354 amino acids)
Biological process (GO): adenylate cyclase-modulating G protein-coupled receptor signaling pathway
Cellular component (GO): heterotrimeric G-protein complex
Molecular function (GO): G protein-coupled receptor binding; G-protein beta/gamma-subunit complex binding; GTP binding
Source: RefSeq, a predicted model, not a curated record
GCGUUGGUUCGAUUCUAUAUCGGUGGCCCGACAACGGCUUGGAACCUCGCCUUUGUUCUGGGUCUUACGAGGUUCAAGAAGUGUUCCAGCUGCCACGACCAUUCUGUGGAACUGCGCUGCCAACACCGGGGGAUGUUGAAUGUUGCAAGAAUUCUUCAAAAUAUUGGUCUUUGAUUAUUCCAUGUCUGUCGGAAAGCAAGACUCACGCCUCGCUGUGAGGACUCGCCAAACGAUUGGGUGUAUUGGAAAAUUGAGAAUCAUUACUGAGAAUCUCGCAUCAAGCCCAGUGCACAGCGACGACGAGCUUUGAGAAUCCUUCCCUUCUUUUUUAUGCAGAGGAAAGCGAGCAUACAUUUACUGGAAUACAAGAUAAGACAAAACGGGAUAUAUACAUCGUUGCAUAUUGUUUUUUUCUCUUUUGUGUGCAGCUGUGGGGUUUUAACAAAGAGCACGGCGACCGCCUAGCGUUGCCGCCGCAUCCUGGGAAAACGCUUCGUCGGUAGACAUUCACAAUGGGCUGUACAAUGAGUGCUGAGGAACGGGCCGCCCUGGAAAGGAGCAAAGCGAUAGAGAAAAAUCUGAAAGAAGAUGGAAUUCAGGCAGCUAAGGAUAUAAAACUGUUGCUCCUAGGUGCCGGUGAAUCCGGAAAAAGUACUAUUGUCAAGCAAAUGAAAAUUAUUCAUGAGGGUGGAUUUACGACGGAAGAUAACAAGCAGUACAAACCAGUGGUCUACAGCAACACAAUACAGUCCCUUGUGGCUAUCAUCCGAGCCAUGGGCACUCUAAACAUUCCCUUUGGGGACAAUGAAAGAGAGUCUGAUGCUAAAAUGGUCUUAGAUGUAAUAGCAAGAAUGGAGGACACGGAGCCGUUUUCAGAAGAGUUACUCGGAGCAAUGAAGCGACUGUGGUCAGACAGUGGAGUGCAAGAGUGCUUUGGUAGAUCAAAUGAAUAUCAGCUGAAUGACUCAGCAAAAUACUUUUUAGACGACUUAGACCGUUUAGGGGCAAAAGGUUAUAUGCCAACCGAACAAGAUAUUCUACGAACGCGAGUAAAGACCACUGGCAUCGUUGAAGUUCACUUCACUUUUAAGAAUUUAAAUUUUAAAUUAUUUGAUGUUGGUGGCCAGAGGUCAGAACGGAAAAAAUGGAUUCAUUGUUUCGAAGAUGUUACAGCUAUUAUAUUUUGUGUAGCAAUGAGUGAAUAUGACCAAGUACUACAUGAAGACGAGACAACAAACCGCAUGCAAGAGAGCUUGAAGCUGUUUGAUUCCAUUUGCAACAACAAGUGGUUCACAGACACGUCUAUAAUACUUUUUCUUAACAAAAAGGAUCUGUUUGAAGAGAAGAUCAGAAAAUCCGCACUAACAAUAUGUUUCGCUGAAUAUACAGGCAAACAAACAUAUGAGGAGGCAGCUGCCUAUAUUCAGGCCCAAUUUGAAGCCAAGAACAAGAGUUCAACGAAGGAAAUUUACUGCCAUCAAACAUGUGCGACUGAUACAAACAACAUUCAGUUUGUGUUUGAUGCAGUCACUGAUGUGAUCAUUGCAAACAAUCUCCGAGGCUGUGGUUUGUAUUGACGUGUGCCAGUAAACAAAUAUAUAUAUAUAUAUAUAUAUAUAUAUAUAUAUAUAUAUAUAUAUAUAUAUAUAUAUAUAUGAAGAGCCAAUGUUGUGUUAUCUCAGAAUUGACAGAUCUUCAUUCAGAUUGAAAACAAACAAAAAAGUGCGGGCAGCAAGCCAAAGUCCCGCGCGCGUCACGUGCAACUUUUAUGACAUCAUUUCCGCUGAUUGACGUCACGUCCGCUCACGAACAGGCUUCUUUGUGUGUGAUGAACUGCUCGCAGUGAUAUUCGAGAUGAACACAGUUUCAAAAUCAUUUUUUCCUUCUUUUUUUCCUGCGAGAAGUGGAGAGGACAAGCUUAUAUCCGAGUUAGACUUUAUUGUGUCAGUUUGAUUUCGUUCAUUGUUGAGCUCUAGGAUUAUUUUUUUCUUCGUUUUUUUUUCCAAUUAUUUUUUAUUUUACUUUUUUGCCAGCAGCAACAAAAACACAAACAAACAAAAAAAGACGAGUACAACUGAGUAGUCAUGGUUCCCGUUUUAUGUCAUAUGUGCAAUAUUUGUAAAAGGAGUUGAAACCAUGAUGUGUCUUAAAUAUGAUGGCAUAUUCAGACAACUGUCUGUACUAUUAUUCAAAAUCUCAAGUUGUAUGUGCGCGAGUAAUGAUGAAGGACAAUACACUAAAUUAUAGUCGUCUGCGCAUAAAUAAAUAAAUAUAUAUAUAUAUAUAUAUAUAUAUUUGUGUGUGUGUGCUUCAAUGCCUCCUGUAAGGACUUGUGCACAUAUUAAUAUAGGACGUUAUUUCUCUAUGUUAAAAGAGAGUACGAAAGUGUCUCUACAAGCAGUGCGCAUGCAUAGUGACUAUGAUUUACACUCUUGGCACCAUGGGCCAUCAUGCACCCAAAAAGGACACUGUAUUAGAUGCAUUAUCAUAGUUCUAGGACUUAAUUAUUACCAUUCAACAGAGAGGUCGCGGCAAUAGCUAUUGACACCGAGACAGUCUAUUCCUCGUUGAACCCACGGUAUUGAUGCUAGAUAAGAGAGAACUGAUCUUCCUUUUGAUGGGAUCGGGUAAUGCUGGAGAAAGCAAAUGAUUAAACCCGAAUUGUCGGUAAAAGGGAGCUAUACGUUAAAUAGCAUCAUACAUGGAGCGAACGAGAUGCUGGACCAAACUGCGUUUCUAACUUUUUAUCAUACAUAAUAUAGACCUGCAUUGCAUAAAAGCGAAUUCUGUUUUCAUCCUAGAGCCAUCUUUGCCAUCAGAGAUUUCUGCUGGUACAUAUUCCAUGGAAUCAAUACCUUUUAUCUAGCAGAUCAUCACAAGAAUUUAUCUCUCGACAACCAGAGUUUAAAAUGUCAAACAAUAGUUGUCAGCAUCGUAUACAAUAACAGACAAGUAGGCCUAAGUACCUUGAUGGGAUUCAAACCCAACACACUGAUUUAAACGUCUUUACCAAACACAGACGAAGUCGCCUAUGGAUAGAAGCACAUGGUCUGGCACGAUACGAUUAACCCGGGAUUGCGGCCCUGAGGAACUGUCGAACACUAUCCUGGAUGUAAAAGAUAUGUUGUCAUUAUUAUUCUCUUUUAAGGAAUCUUGCGAGGUCAUUGGCCGCGUGGUCCGUGCUGGCUUUGGAUGUGUCUGGUAAAAGAUAUGUGUACACAUUUGCCUUUGUCCCUUGACAAGCAAUUAUCUGUGAAGCAACUAUCUGUCAAAACACUCAAGACUUGUCUUACAACGGUGUUAAUAGUUACUGUUGUGUCGUUCCUGUUGGGAAAGUGGUCAGAGUACCGUGCAUUUUGGGAUGCACUCUCCAAGAGGGUGACGUCAUACGUUCAUUGUCAUUAAGCGUACAUUGUAAGCUCUCUUUUAUCUUUUCUUUCUGUUUUUUUUCCUUCUUAUUAUCAUUUUAAUUUCAUAGCAAAGGAGCUUGUCAUUUUAUUCUUUUAAUAUUCUGUGUGGUGCAAGGACUUCAUAAUUCUACACUCCUGUGUUGCAAACCAAAUCUUGCAGGUACGUCGUCGUGUGGCAAGUGUUCCGUAUCUUGUAGUUGCCAAAAAAGGAAAGGAUCGAGUGUCGUUAUCUGUAUCUGGACCAGCGAUUCUAGCUCUGUGACGUCGUGUUCUGUGUGACGUCGGGGAUGAAUAUAGCAACUGCUGUCUAGUAGUAGUAUGAAAGACGUGAAACAAAACAAACUCUACCAGACAGACACAGAUUGUGAAAAUAUGUGUAUGCUAGCUGUACGUUUUACCAUCUGUAUGCCUAUAUAGUUCUUCUUUCACAAAAAAAAAUGUAUGUUACAUGUGUCAUUACUGAAAUUCAUUAGUAGCAUUUAUAAUAUUAUGAGCAUGACAGGAUUCGCUGAUUGUACAAAAAGCAUCAAGUUCAGAGUUUCUUUCCUUUCAUGUCUGGAUUAUUUAUUUAUUUAUUUAUUUAUUUAUUAUUAUUGUAAGUAAUAUCAAGCCGGUAAUGGUUAAUCUAAUAUCGAGAACAGCUUGAUCAAGUGUACAGCAAAACAGAUUGCCCAGGGUUGGCCUGAUAGGAUCCGGUGUAGAGGUCGGCUCCUGAAGUCCACCUUUUUUUAACACAUUUUACAUCAACUGAUUUCGUUCAAGCCCAACUGCCCAGUCCUUUUUUCUCCUCAUAUAAGUGAGAUCAACAAAAACCAAGAUACAGUUUGCAAUGAUGGUCAGUCAUACACCAGCAGGUCAGUCAUAGACCAGCAGAUCAGUUGUUAAGUUGAUCAGUGGCAGCUGGAAUUGGCCUCCUGUCUACCAACAGAUAUAUUGAUAGGUUGAUCAGUCAUAUCCCAACAGUUCGACUGCUAGGUUUUCCACGGGCUUAGUCGUGUUUUGCACUUCUUUUUUUAAAACCCACACAAAAUAAACAACCUUUCAGAUAGUUACAAAAAGAGUAAACACAAACAUUGCAAUUCAACAUCUAUUGACCUAAUAAUAAUGACAUAAUCCACAUGGUUUACUUCAGUACAACACUACUUACCAACAAAAAACGUUUGACACCCAAUAGCAGAUGUAUUUUUCAUGCUGGGGUGUCGUUAAACAAUCAUUAAUUCAUUAAAUAAGAACAUUAUAAAUAGGAAACGUUCGACGGUGUAUAUCUCGUAAAUACAAUAAAGUAAAUAAAUAAAUAAAAACCGGCAAUGUGGAAAACUUAAAAAGAAAUUUGGGAUGAGGAUUGUUCAAAAUAUUUUUGUCUCUGAGAAUUCAGAUACAACCCAAAAGAAAGCUCAUCCCAAUGUGGUUUCUCAUUAAGAUUUGAAGCCAUGUAUAUCAAAUAAUAACAAUAGAUCUCACUUUUGUAAAUGUAGUUUUAAAAAGUUACGUCAUUACAGUUACUUGUAAACUGUUUGCAAAGUCAUUUGCAAAUGAUUUAUUAAUUUUAUUAAUUUUAUUUUGUUUUGGGGUGGGGGAAUCGAAAUGUAUGAACUUAUGCUUUCAUAUUUUCUUUUAUUUUAAAGUGAUUUUUUUAAAAUGUUGAUACUAUGAAUGCAGUGUGAAUUGUGCAUGUUGCAUGAUUUUAGUGAAUAACAAGCUGUAAUAAACAAACAAAUCACGCUGCUUAGGAGAAUAAGAUGCAUUGAAAUAACAGUACAUUGUUUCACGCACCUGUAUAGUUUGCGUUAAAGUAGCAUUAUCAUAUUUAUAUACAUUGUGAGGUUUUAUUUUUAUUUGUUUUUAUUUUUUGUUAAUAUUGUUGCUUUUCAUCAUAUUUGUAAAGAAUAUAUUUUCAACUUUAACGUUACGACAAAAGGGACUAAACUCGACAGCUAAUUAAGUUAAUGAAUUUGAGUAAAAAAUGUCUUCAGUUGUAAUCACAAAUCAAAAUCGUAAUGUCACAGUAUGAUAAUGACGAACGUCAAGCAAUAAUUUUUAGUCCAUGACGUCAUGUUACCUGGAAUAAUUUCCAGUCUAUUUCUGAUUUGAUUACGUUUUGUUUUUGUUUUUUAUUGGGCUUUUUAAAAAUUAUUUUUGUUUUUGAGGGGGGUCCAUGCUAGAGAAAAUCUUUUUAAAUGAACACUAAUUAAAAUUGACAAACAAAAUUUAAGUAGAUAAUGCUACUUUAAGAGAUAUCUUAGAUUGUUUUGUAUAAACUGGGUUUACCCAUAAUGUGACCCGCUGACCAUGCACAUUAAGCAUGUGGACAUAUUUAAUUGAAGUCAUAUUAUUGGAAUAAAACUCAUUACAAAAAAUUCCUUUUCUCUGAGAUAUAAUGUAAUACGAGUUUUAAACAAAUGCAUUUAACAUGAUGUAAUAUCAUCCAACAUGUAUAAUAUUGGAAGUAGAUUUUGCAGUCGUUAUUAUUUUUAUUUUGCUCAAUGUUUUGUUAUCAAAAUAUUUAUGGCAUAAUCAAUAUUUGUUGAUAUUUUAAUUUGAGUGUAUUUUAACUUUUUGUAAUUGCAUGUUUUGUUAUUCGAACUGCACUUUUUUUAUGAAAGAAACAUCGCUUUACUUUUUCUUUUGUCUACUGUCAGUGUUCAUAUAAUUAUAUUCUUCAAGACUAUCUAAAGAUCUUUUCCAAAAUUUAAAUGAGACUUGUCGAUUAACCAAUGGGAACACUUCUCUUUUGUGCAAAUUAUUGUAAAUAGUUUGAAAAUACGGCGAUACCAAAAAUAUCGCAUGACAAACCGUCUUUGUAUUCUCAUUAAUGGUUGCUGUGAUCAGUUUCUAAUCAUGUAUCAAUAAUGUUAACACAUGCACAGAACUAUUUUUUGCUGGUAUUUUUGUUUUAUUUCACUUUUGUUCUGCUUUAAUGAGGGACUCUUUUGGCAUGAAUAUUAUACACUUUUUUUCAUGACUUAUAAUUAAGACAAGAUAAUGGGUAUUUUCCCUGGAUUUGUUUUCUCAAAUUGUAAUGUUUUAGACAGUGCCUUUGCUAGUUUUUGCACUAUUUUGGCCUCAGAUUAGUGCGCAGUUCGAGUUAUAGUUCCAGUAUUAUUAGUAUCAAGAACAAUACUAACAAGGGAAAUUAUGAGGUAAAGAUUGACUAGAACGCGGUUUGGAAGUAACAUCGUGUUUUUAAAGAGCUUGGGCCAAUUUCACCAAACAUCGUAAGUUUACAGGUCAGGUCAUACGGUUUAACGUGCACAUUCAGAGCAAGCUGUUGUAGCGCACGCCUGUCAUGGGCGCAGGUGUCGACCUCGGCCGACUCCUUUGUCCAGGACAGGAAAAUAAGUUUACGUCUGCUACUGUAUACCGGGCAUACGUUUGACAUCUUUUACACUGAUUACAUCAUGAUGGAAGAUGGAGAAUUUUAAGGAUAAAAGAAAUUGAAAUAUGUGUACUUCUAACAAUAUGUGUUGUAGUGUAUUAGUAAUAAGAAAAUGCAGUUUAGUCAUAUCUAGGCUUACGAUGUUUUGUGAAGCUGGACCCUGUCUAUUUCAAACUCCUGGCUAGUUCAACCCAGAUCUUGCUCAUAACAACAACUACAACAACAUCAUCAAUAAAAAGCCACUCUAAACUGAUCUUAACCCAUGGUAUAGCACAAUUAAUUAUGACGUUUAUUUGCUUUUGCUAUAAUUUUGAGUAAUGACAGUUCUAUUAAUUUAUGUAUCAAUAAGCAUUUAAUAUAACUCGAAAAAUAUCGUAUUGCGCCUGCAUUAAACAUAUCUAAGCUGAUUCGUGGGGUCAUAGUUAGUGCAUAACCAUGAUUUCAAUCUUGCGGCUGCUUUGGGUGACAUAAGGGUCAAUAUUGUCCUCCCCCCCCCCCCCCCCCCCCACACACAUACACUAAUCUAGGCUGCCCAUCACUGAACGUUCUAACUUCUUUCUUUUUGUUUCUCCUUUCUUCCGUAACUCUUACACCAGACCCCAUCACAUUCAGACAAAAUACACAAAGGGUUGGUUCAAAAACAAAACAAAAAAGUAACAUGGUCCUUGUUCUAGUUUUAGUGCUUCAAUUUUAAUUAAUGUAUUUACUUAAAUGUCAAUUUUAAAAUUAAAUACGCAUUUAGAAUAAGGACCGUGUUUCGGACCAAAGUGUGCUAUACAAAUUAUACUUUCCUGAAAUGACUAUUUAAUAUUUGAAUGGCUGAUUACAAACUUCAUUUAAAUAAUGCCUAUGUGUUCCAUUGUUUCAUCUUUAGAGGGUUUGUGCAAUAUUAUACGCAUCAUGCAUUGUGAAAGAAGACAUCUUGAUGCGUGUGCAAAAUGUAUGUUCACACCUUUUUUUUUCUUCCAGAGUCGUCAUUGGUCGAAGUUAACCACAAUGUAUAUCACUUUUUUUUCUGUUUGUUUGUUUAGUCAGUGUAUAUGGAAGAAUGGAUGUUCUUUAUUAUUGUAUGAAAAAAUUGAUACAUAAACGUUUAUUUAAAUGCUAUUUAUUGUGCAUAUUGGAAACCUCAGAUCAGGGAUCUAUCUGUGAUUGUAGAACAGCCGGUUUCCGUGUUUUAGAGCACACCACAUACCUAUUUAAUCCUUUUUUGUCCGUCAGAUUGUUUAAACCUUUCCACCCUUGAAGUUCAACAUUGAAUUGUUGAACCUUCUGAUAUGGACCAAUACAAAAUAGUCUGUUUAGGGCGCAAGGGUUACCGGAAGUUGUAAAUUUAAAAUUUAUCAUAAAACACCUUUCUUAAUGUGGUAAAGAAUGUAGAUUUUUUUUAUACAUCGUUCUGAUUUCACUUCCGGUUCAUGUCCGACUUCUGGAAGAGCUAGAGGGUAAAAAGGAUUAAAGAAUACAGGUUGCUGUAGAUUUCUUCUAAGAAUACACGCUAUCCACACGCACGUGCAUUGCCCGUUAUGCCCAGAUGGCAAUGAUAGAAACAAAUAUGCUGUUUUAAAGUUAAUUUUCUUGUAUAGCUUGUAAUUUUUACAGUGUGUUUCCUUAAAUUAUCUAUUUUAUAUUGCUGUUGCGAACACGCAUGAUGCGUGUGGGCAGCUAUCUGUUAUUGGAGAAAUUCUUCAGCAACCACGCCCAUUUUGGAGAUUCCAAACGUAAAGCAUACACAAAGUUUGAUUCAUUUUAACAAAGAAUGUUAAACGUUUUACUGUCUUUGUAGAAUCGGCCAGUAAGAUCACCUGCUUUGUACAAAGGCAACAUAUCUUGUUACAUCUUUCUUUAAAUGCAAAAUACAAGGAUCGUGAUGACCGUUUAUCCUUAUAGUGGGUUCUCCAAAAUGAAUGCCGGUGCUAAGUUUAGCCUUGGUAUGAAUUGACAGCUUGUCUUCAAAUGACAAAAUCCUAUAUUGGGAGAGAAAGCCUGUCGCGUUUAGUAAUAUUUUAAAAACUUAUUUCAAACAGGUUUUUACAGCGACCUGUGAGUUUUGAAUGUUAAGAAAUAUGUUUAUGCGCUUCAGACAAGUCCAAAAAUAUUUUUUUGAAGUCAUAUAUGAUUUCUGUCAAGACUUGGCUUUUUAAACGCAGAUGUGCAUUUGGAGAAACACAAAUCCUUGAUACUUCCGAUUCACUAAUAAACUUUGAGUGUUAACUGGAUUUUAUAUUUUAAUGUAUAGAAACUAUAGAAAGCUGCUGGAUUCAUAGCGAACUCUGAAGCUUAGUUUUAUGUAUACAUGUAUAAUGGAUUUUAAAUGAAUGCUUUACACUGUGGUACCGCCAAAAUGGGCAUCGCAGACUCGUCUUAAAUAGAUAAUUAGCUUUGCAUGUCCCUGUUCUAAUGUUAGGUGCGUUUUUAUUUAUUUUGUUUCUUUGUUUUUAGAAUAUUUAUUUUGAAUGAUGAUGCAUAAUCGGACUCACAAUCAAAGUGCAGUCUACUAUUCUGUUGAUCAGAAUGCGAAGAGCUAAUUUAACAACAUAUUUUCUGUAAUUAAGGCAUUGUUUUAUAAACUCUUUUUUUUCUCAUUAAAUUCCACAUUGCGAAUCUCACCUGAACCGUUAUGAAUAUAUGUAUAUAUACAUACAUACAUAUAUAUUAAAUCAUUAAUUUUUGCCACGUUGGCAAUGGUUCAAUCUGUUCGUGGCGUCAUCAUACACAGUCAUGCAGUAACAUGUAUUGUACUUUCAAUAUUGACAAGCUGUAUUUGCAAGCCAUGCCAGCAAAUGGAGGGUCUUAAGAGGCAUAUCUGGUUCUAAAUGGCAACAGUUUUACAACAAACACGUAAAUGUUUGUGUUUAUUUACUACAAUGAAUGUCAUUAAUUGCUUCACGAAACAUAUUGUGUGUAAAGCACUACAACAAAGCCAACUUCUGUAUUUGCAAUCACUAUUCGACAGACCAAGAGGACCUAUGAAAUGUCUCGGAUAUGUUCGAAACUAGCAUUCCGAGUGAGGCUAGUGGCAUUUACGAACGACAUCCGAGGAUUUCCGAAAGGCAAACGUUCUGCGGGGAUAUUUAAGAAGGCAGUUCAUAAUCAAUACAAUCGAUUCCCAUACGUGUAAACAAGUAGCGAAGAGAAUAAGAAAUCUCGCGAUAUUAGCUACAUAUAUUAUGUGCAGUUCUAUAAUGCGAAAUCUUUUGUACUUAAUUACAUUAAUUUCUGUUUUACUUUCAUUGCAAUGUGUCCUAUUUCAUGCUAACACCUAUACAUUUGAAUCAAGCAACCGAGAUUUUUAAAGUUUCAAUCCCCCGCCCCCCGAUCCAGGUGUCUUGUUAAUUAAAUUCAUAUUCGUUUGCUUUUGUUUUCCACGGGGAGAUUAUCAGAAGGGAUGUUUUAAUUGUGGUAGUUGAUAAUAUACAGUAAAUAUGCCAUAACUGCCAAAAUUCAUUUAACGUGGCAUGCAUAUGAUGACAAUAAUUGAUGUUUUUUUCUCGGAUCGAACUAGCGCAACCAUUUUAAAAAUCCAGGUUUCCUAACGACCCCCUUGACAUCAAGAAGUCAGGAUACAUAUUGUAUGAUACACAGUCUUAUAUAACAAUGUCAUGGCAGUUUUCAUAAUGCAAAUCAUCACUAACACAAAUUAUACCCCAUUUUAACAGAAUUCGUAUUUUUUAUUAUUAAUUUACUGUUAACACGAAGCAGAAGCCUCUAUCCCCCGCCACCAAACCCCCCAGUCCAUCUGCACAAAAGCACUAGCAAUGGUCACAUUGAAUACAUUAAGACUUAAAUCAUUUGGAUUUUUAAAAAAUAUAUAUAUUCUUUCAUUUUAUUUUUGUAUGCAGCUGUGACGUUUUUUUAUUGAUUUUAUGUUGAUUUAUUGAUUAUGUAUUUGUCGUAAAAUCAGUAGCUCAAGUAAGUUUUGUGUAGCAAGUGCGUGUAUUUCACGGGAGGAAAAUAAAAAUAAAAAACGAACUGCCUUCGGAAAUCUUGGACAUUUCUGAACACUCGAAGAUGUUUUAAAUGCCUAACCUACGGACUCUAGCCCUCCAAACAGCUGGCUGGCGUCUAUUCGCUGAUCUCUUGUAUACUAGUAAAUGUAGAGAAUUUGCAACAAAAAUGUCAGUGUGUUAUUGUCUCUUCAAUCAACCGGAAUAAAAAACAAACUUAGAAUUUUA